This is a messenger RNA of Rhipicephalus sanguineus (brown dog tick), 6888 nucleotides long. RefSeq names its product fatty acid synthase-like. The record is from RefSeq and is a predicted model, not a curated record. Gene Ontology annotation, biological process: fatty acid biosynthetic process. Lineage: Eukaryota; Metazoa; Arthropoda; Arachnida; Ixodida; Ixodidae. The transcript is spliced from 26 exons. Bases 10 to 6888 code for a protein of 2292 amino acids. Gene Ontology annotation, molecular function: oxidoreductase activity; phosphopantetheine binding; fatty acid synthase activity.
CGGGUAACAAUGGCUCACGAAGAAGACAUCGUCAUCUCUGGCUUCUCGGCUUACUUUCCACAAGCCAAUCACCUGGUAGAGUUCAAGGAGAAGCUGUACUCGGGUGUCGACAUGAUCACUGAGGACGACUUGCGUUGGCCUCCUGGGUAUAUGGGCUUGCCACGACGCCACGGGAAGAUCCGAGAUCUGUCCCGCUUUGACGCGCAGUUCUUCAAGACACACGCAAGGCAGGCGCGCGUUAUGGAUCCACAGUUGCGAAUGUUGUUGGAGACGUCGUACGAGGCCAUUGUGGAUGCCGGCUACGACCCCGAUACCCUGCGCAAACGCAAGAUUGGUGUCUUCAUUGGAAAUUCAAGUGCGGAGUCAGCCGACGCGUACCGAAAGGACGAGAAGAAGAUGGAUGGCUACUUCCUGCUCGGUUUCUCCAGAGCCAUGUUCUCUAACAGAAUUUCUUACUCGCUCGACGUGCAAGGUCCGAGCAUGACGAUCGACACUGCGUGUUCCUCGGCGAUGGUGGCUCUGAACGAGGCCGUACUCGCAAUCCGUUCGGGACGCUGCGAGGCGGUUAUCGUGGGAGGGGCGAAUCUCAACUUGGAUCCGCACAUUGCGCUGAACUUCAGAAACCUGGGUGUGCUCUCGGACGACGGAAAGUGCAAGGCUUUUGACUCAAGUGCCGAUGGCUACGUUCGAAGUGAAGCUAUUGGCUGCAUGUUUCUGCAAAGGAUUUCUGUCGCCCGCCGUGUGUACGCCAAGGUAAUCAACGUCAAUGUCAAUACAGAUGGUUACAAGCCCGAAGGUAUACCAUUCCCGUCGACCACCGCACACGAGGAGCUUCUGCGUGCCACAUACGCAGAGGCUAACGUCGACCCACGGAAUGUAGAGUACAUCGAGGCCCACGGUACAGGAACAAAGGUUGGAGGUCCUCAAGAGUUGGACGCCAUCAGCAACGCCCUCUGUCCACCGGGACGCGAGGCGCCUCUCAAAAUCGGAUCAGUGAAGACAAAUAUGGGGCAUGCAGAGUGUGCUUGUGGUAUAACAUCGGUCGCAAAAGUAAUCCUCGCAAUGGAGAGUGGCACCAUAGCAGCCAACCUACAUUUCAAGGAACCUAGGCCGGACAUCCCCUCAUUGCAUGAUGGCCGUCUCGAGGUGGUUGACAGGCCAACGCCAUUCAAUGGCGGUUUGGUAGGCAUCAGCUCGCAAGGCAUCGGUGGUACAAACGCCCAUGGAAUCUUCGAGCCCUAUCAAGGCCCGCACGUUGACUGCCUUCCACGUGAGAGGCCGGACAUCCCAAGGCUUGUUCUCAUGGCCGGUAGAAACAAUGAGUCUCUGCUGCGCACUCUGGAUCGACUAGUCGCUGAAGGACCGUAUCCGGACUCCGCCUACGCCCUGCUGAAUCGGGUCGGACAGCCAAGUGUAAAGCAGUUUCCGUGUCGAGGCUUUGUCAUCGUUCCCGUAGACAAUGCAGGAAGAGAUGCUGUUAAAACUGUCCAGGAGGUGCCAUCGGAAAAACGACCCCUAUGGUUCGUGUUCACGGGCAUGGGGUGCCAUUGGAACGGGAUGGCGAGGCAUAUGAUGCAAUUCGACCUUUUCGCCAACUCCAUCCGCAAGUCCCACACACUGCUCAUAGAUAGAUUUGGCAUUGACCUGAUCGACCUGGUGACCAGCGACGAGCCACGAAGCAAGACUAUGGCAUCACCUUUCGUCGCCAUUACGGCCAUUCAAGUUGCCUUGGUGGACGUGCUACAUGCUUUAGGCGUCAAACCAGACGGAAUAGUGGGACACUCACUAGGCGAGGUUGGCUGCGCGUAUGCCGAUGGAGGCUUGACGGCCGAGCAGGCAGUGCUGUCUGCCUAUUGGCGAGGCCGCUGCACAGAACAGAGCAAUCCGCCCAAAGGCUCUAUGGCCGUAGUAGGACUUACAUGGGAUGAAGUGGAGAGGCGGUGUCCCCCUGGCGUGUAUCCUGCCUGCCACAACGCGGAAGAUUCCGUGACAGUGUCUGGUCCCGCCGAAGCCGUGGCAGAGAUGGCUGCGCAACUUGAAGCCGAGAACUGCUUCGUCCGCAUUGUGAACAGCUUGGAUGUGGCUUUCCACAGCAAGCAUGUUGAAUACAUCGGACCUAGCCUUCAGGAAAUGCUGAACAAGGUCAUACCACAGCCUAAACCACGUAGCAAGCGCUGGAUCAGCUCAUCCAUAGAGGAAAGCCGUUGGCAUGAACCUUCCUCGCAACUCUGCUCUGCCGAAUACCACACCAAGAACUUCCUAAAUCCUGUUCUUUUCAGAGAAGCUCUCAUGCAUGUACCUAAGAAUGCCAUCUUGUUGGAAAUCGGACCGCACUGCCUCCUUCAGGCGAUCCUGCGACGAGCUGUAGGCCUUGAAGCCAGCUGCCUGGGCCUCAUGAAGCGCCACAUGGAUACCCUGGAGUAUUUCCUGGGCUCGCUGGGCAAACUCCACACUCUUGGAAUCCAGAUGGACUUGUCGUUGCUGUACCCUCCGGUUCCGUGGCCCGUGCCUCGCGGCACUCCAAACAUUGCACACUUGGUUAGUUGGGACCACUCGCAGAGCUGGACUGUGGCCGAAUGGAAAGACUUCUCUUCCACGACACAGGCCUUUGAAGAGAUUAUCGAGGUUGACUUCGAUGCAGACAGCGCUGACAACUACCUCCUUGGUCACCAGCCCGAUGGUCGAGUGAUCUUUCCUGCCACUGCCUUCAUGGUUCUCGUUUGGAAAUGCCUCGCGAAGCGCAUUGGGAAGCCCUUGAACGAGGUGCCGGUGAUCUUUGAGCACGUUAGAAUGCAGCGCGUCACAAUUGUCCCCCAAAAAGGCUCUCUCAAAAUGCAGGUCACAUUGAUGCCGAUGUCUGGAGAGUUUGAAGUUUGUGAGUCCCGAGCUGUUGUGGCUAAAGGACGCAUCCGCAUGGCCCAGGAAGGCGAGACGGUACUGCUCAAGGAACCUCCAGGCACCUCAGGGGAGACCAUUGCUUACGAUAUGGGCUCUGCCGACGUCUACAAAGAACUCAGGCUCCGCGGAUACGAGUUCUAUGGAGCCUUCCGGGGUGUCCUGAAGGGUAACUCGAAAAAACCUUGCACCAGGCUGAAAUGGAAGAACAACUGGGUGACCUUCCUGGAUGCACUCAUGCACUUCGGUUCCAUCUGGAAUCCACAAAGGACAUUUGAAUUGCCUGUCACUAUACAGUCGUGUCGUAUUGACCCCAAGGUGCAGGCAGACAUGACAGAGGCUGUUGGAGAAAAGGGUGUGGACGCCGUCUAUUGCCCGUAUCUCAACAUGCGCCGUGCUGCAGGCGUCGAAGUAGAAGGCCUAAAACUUGUCAGCGUACCGCGGCGGCCUAUCCAGCAGGUUCCAGUCUUGGAAGAGUACUGCUUCGUGCCUUACCAGGACAAUGAAGUCGCAAGACGGGAACGGGAGAACAUGGUGCGAGAAUACGCUGACAUUUGUCGUGGCAUCAUGCUGCGCACCCUCCAACCUUGUGAAGAAUACGAGAAAUUCAGCCGAAUAAUCAAGGGAGGCCGUGAGCUGCCAGAUGAACUUUUGGAUCGGCACGCUAAGAAUACUGCAUCAAACUCUGGCUUGUUAGAGCUACUCCUCAACAUGCGUAACCAAGUCAAUGGAUCUGCGACACUGGCUGAAAAUGUUAAAUCAGCUAUAUUGACCUCGAGAAAAGUUCUUGAGCAGGACUUACUUAACACUAGCAUCCUAGCAGGUGACCCCUUGAGAUACCUGCUUGACAUAGUGGUGGAAAAUACAAGCUUCAAAAAACUCCAUGUGCUAGAGGUGGCGGUCGACGAAAAUGUCACACUCAUGACUCCAUGGGUGUGCGCUUUACUAUCCUUGCACGAUGCCUAUCGAAAGACAGCGUACACCAUCACUCACCCAAAUCCAGACAUCCUUUCUUCUGACCAAGUCCCCAAAGGCGCAGCAGUGCUUGCUCGGGACCGUUCUCUCUCGGGAGAAAAGUUGCCCGAGACUGACUUGGUGUUAGCUUCCUGCGGCAUUAUGACCAGUUCUGAUGAUCUGUUUCCAUUGGCUAAAGAAAUGUACUCCCAUUGCAAGGCAGAAGGUUUCGUUCUCGUUUCCCACCGGACAACAUUGACAGCGGCCGAAGUAGUUCUAUCGAAAGUCAGCGGAGUUCCUUUUCAAGUUUAUUCAGAAGAUGCAACAAGAGCAAUGUUCAAAGCUUGCGGAUUUCGGCUAGUGGGACUGAAAUCCAACAACCUCUUCGUGCUGCUAUUGUUUAAGAAAGUGACAUUAUCCAUCGAUGUCUCAAGGUCGGCGGUUAUCAAGGUGCAGAACAGCAGCUUCAACUGGGUUGAGAUGCUGAAGGAGAAGGUUGCUGAAUGUGUCCACAAACCAACCAGAGAGAACAUCUGGCUGCUCGGCGAAGAUGCCGGUAUCAAUGGCAUCCUGGGUUUAACAAAUUGUCUUCUACAGGAGACUGGCGGACGUCUCAUAAGGUGUGUAUUCGAUGCCACCACGAAUGGUGGGAACAAGGUAGUCGACUUCAGCCCGAGCAACCCUGCGUACAAGGAUAUCAUCGAGAACGACUUAGUGAUGAACGUCUACCGCGACGGACAGUGGGGAUGCUUUCGGUACCGUAGCAUUGAUUCGUCAGAUGGAGAGGCAAAGACUGCCACACAGUUCGCCUAUCUUCACUUCAAGACACGCGGAGACUUGUCAAGCUUGCAAUGGUACGAGUCGCCGUUGCGCUACAUCUCACCCUCUCAGAAGACAACCAUCGGGGAACUGAUGUGUGACGUGUACUACGCCACUGUUAACAUCCGUGACGUCAUGAUUGCCACUGGUAAAGUCAACCAGGAUGACUCCCUAGGUAACAUAGCGGCAAAAAAUUGCGUCCUAGGCACGGAGUUCUCGGGUCGUGACCCAAAGGGACGGCGUGUCAUGGGAAUGGUCGGUGGCAAGUCUAUUGCAACCGUGCUCGUUGCUGACCCUGUCAUGCUGUGGGAAGUUCCCGAAUUAUGGACCCUGAAGGAGGCCGCCACAGUUCCCGUUGCCUACUCGACUGCGUACUACGCACUAGUGGUACAGGGCGACAUGCAAUCCGAAGAGUCAAUCCUGGUGCACUGUGGCGGUGGAGGUGUCGGGCAGGCUGCCAUAGCCUUGGCCCUUUCCAUGGGAUGCACCGUCUUUACCACCGUCGGUUCUGAAAAAGAGAGGGAUUUUCUAAAGGGUCGCUUUCCACAACUGGAGGACAGGCACUUCGCGAGCUCAUGUGACCGGUCAUUUGAAGAACACAUCAAGAUGGAGACGCGUGGCAGAGGUGUGGACUUGGUGCUGAACUCUUUGGUCGGCGACAAGUUGCAGGCCAGCGUGCGGUGCUUGGCCCCGCACGGCCGCUUCCUUGAGACCGGCAAGGGCGACCUGUCCGAGGACGGCGAUCUGGGAACGUCCGCGUUUUUACAGAACGUCAGCUUCCGCGGAGUCAUGGUGGACCACUUGCUGCGCGAUGACCUGGUGACGCGGGUUCACAAGCGUCGUGUCGCAGAACUCGUCCGCAACGGAAUCGCAUCUGGUGUGGUGCAUCCGCUGGAUUUCACCAUGUUUUCCCGAGAUCAGACUGAGGAGGCCUUCCGCUUCGUUGCGUCCGGAAACGAAAUAGCAAAGGCUGUGAUUCAGAUGCGGCAGGAAGAGAGCCAGCUGAGGCCGACUAAGACACCAACUGUGACAUUGGAGGCCGUUGCACGUCCUUGUUUCUACGAGCACAAGUCGUACAUCAUUGUUGGUGGCCUGGGAGGCUUUGGUCUUGAGCUCGCCGAGUGGAUGAUCUCCCGUGGUUGCCGCAAGCUCCUUCUCAUAUCAAGGACAGGGGUCCGGACCGGUUAUCAACGGCUUUGUCUUCACCGGUGGACCAGUCUCGGUGCGGCAGUGCUCGUAAGCAAAAAGGACGUCGCGACGAAUGUAGGUGCCCGAGAAGUUAUCGACAACGCCCUGACCAUGGGACCUGUGGGCGGUAUUUUCAACUUAGCCAUGGUGCUUCACGAUGCCAUUAUCGAGAACCAGUCGGCGGAGACGUUCAAAGAGGUGUGCAAGCCUAAAGUUCUCGUCACACAACUCCUGGACGACAUAUCCCGAGAAAGAUGCCCCUGCUUGGACCACUUUGUCGUCUUCUCUUCUCUCGCUUCGAGCUGGGGAAACGCCGGUCAGACAAACUACGCUUUCGCCAACUCUGCCAUGGAGCGCAUCUGCGAGCGUCGGGUCGAGGACGGACUGCCCGGAUUGGCCAUCCAAUGGGGUGCAAUGGGCGAUGUGGGCGUAUUCCACGAGAACAUGGGUGCCAGCGCUACAGUCGCUGGACUCGAGCAACAGUCAAUAAUGUCCUGCAUGGCGGUGAUGGACACCUUUCUGAGCCAAAGCCAUCCAGUCGUCGCGUCCUACGUCAGAAGCAGCUUGUCUCCGACGGUAGAGAGCAAGCAAAAAGGCAACCUCGUUCAAACAGUCCUAGACAUCCUUGGCAACAAAGACUCAUCGAUGCUGAACCCGAACAUCACCCUCGGCGAGUUGGGUAUUGACUCACUGAUGACUGUCGAAGUGAGGCAGCUGUUGGAGAGAGAUUACGACGUUGUGCUGUCUAUGCAAGAAAUACGGGAGCUUAGUGUGACCCAACUAAACGACAUUAGUGAAGCCUGCACCGACAGAGAAGCCAAGCCGGAAGCCUCCAAUGUGGUGGAAGUAAAGAAUGAAGACAUUUCCACAUCAAACCCUGCAUCCCGCCAUGUAACCCACCCUGUUCCCUUGCACGUCUACCGAAUGCCACGCAGCGGUGUCACUCUACCGGGACACAUCAGGAUGCUAUUAAUCGAGGACGCUGCCACGCAGAGGACAGACCCCAGCGUGGAGCUUUCCCGUCUAGUGUAA